Molecule: messenger RNA, 2233 nt
Organism: Arachis duranensis
Lineage: Eukaryota; Viridiplantae; Streptophyta; Magnoliopsida; Fabales; Fabaceae
Product: probable alpha,alpha-trehalose-phosphate synthase [UDP-forming] 11
Biological process (GO): trehalose biosynthetic process
Cellular component (GO): cytosol
Molecular function (GO): catalytic activity
Source: RefSeq, a predicted model, not a curated record
CCAUGGAUUCUGCAAGCACUAUCUGUGGCCCCUGUUCCAUUACAUGCUUCCCAUGUCUCCUAGCCACGGCGCCCGCUUCGACCGCGCCCAGUGGCAGGCCUACGUCCUGGCCAACAAGAUCUUCGCCGAUAAGGUGACGGAGGUCAUAAACCCCGACGAGGAUUUCGUGUGGGUUCACGAUUACCACCUGAUGAUACUGCCCACUUUCUUGAGGAAAAGGUUCCACCGCGUGAAGCUAGGAUUCUUCUUGCACAGCCCCUUCCCUUCUUCGGAAAUCUACAGGACUCUACCUGUUCGUGAUGACAUACUGAGAGCCUUCUUGAAUUGCGACCUGGUUGGUUUCCACACCUUCGAUUACGCCAGGCACUUCUUGUCUUGCUGCAGCAGGAUGCUUGGUUUGGACUACGAGUCUAAAAGAGGUUACAUUGGCUUGGAUUAUUAUGGAAGAACCGUCACUAUAAAGAUUCUCCCCGUUGGGAUUCACAUGGGGCAGCUUCGCUCCGUGUUGUCUCUGCCGCGCACGGCCAAGAGGGUGGAGGAGUUGAAGGUGGAGUAUGAGGGCAAGGUUGUCAUUCUUGGCGUCGAUGACAUGGACUUGUUCAAAGGUAUCAGCUUGAAGUUCUUGGCAAUGGGGCAGCUUCUUGAGGUGCAUGAGGCCUUGAGAGGGAAGGUUGUGUUGGUUCAGAUUCUGAACCCUGCCAGGAGCUCAGGGAAGGAUAUUCAAGACGUCAAGAAUGAGUCGGAGGCCCUUGCUAAGGAGAUUAACGACAAAUAUGGUAGGCCCGGUUACCAGCCAAUUGUGUUUGUGAAUGGUCCAGUUUCAACGGAGGAUAAGGCUGCUUACUAUGCAAUUUCCGAGUGUUGUGUGGUGAAUGCGGUGAGGGAUGGCAUGAACUUGGUGCCUUACACAUACACCGUUUGCAGGCAGAUAGUUGAGAGUGAGAGGCCUAAUCAGAGUGUUAUCAUUGUAUCUGAGUUCAUCGGUUGCUCCCCCUCCCUCAGCGGAGCAAUCAGGGUCAAUCCUUGGAACAUUGAUGAUGUCUCCGAGGCUAUGAACUCUGCCAUCACAAUGCCGGACGGGGAGAAGCAUUUGCGCCACGAGAAGCAUUACAAGUACAUAAGCUCCCAUGAUGUGGCCUAUUGGGCCAGGAGUUUUGAUCAGGAUUUGGAGAGGGCUUGCAGGGAGCAUUACCUCAAGAGGUAUUGGGGUGUUGGUUUUGGUCUUGGAUUCAGGAUCGUUGCUUUGGAUCCUACCUUUAGGAAGCUCUCAGUCGAUAACAUUGUCUCUGCAUACAAAGCUACACACAGCCGCUUGAUCCUUUUGGACUAUGAUGGCACUAUGUUGCCUCAGGCAUCCAUAAACAAGACCCCAAGUCCUGAGGUUCUAUCUGUAUUGAACUAUUUAUGCAGUGAUCCCAAGAAUAUGGUGUUCAUUGUGAGUGGCAGAGACAAGGAUUGCCUCAGCAAGUGGUUUGAUCCUUGUGACAAGUUGGGCCUCUCAGCAGAACAUGGUUACUUCACUAGGUUGAGGAGGGAUACUCCUUGGGAGACAUGCGGGUUGACAACUGAUUUUGACUGGAAGAAGAUGGCAGAACCUGUGAUGGCGCAUUACACAGAGGCAACGGAUGGUUCUUUCAUUGAACACAAGGAGAGUGCAAUGGUUUGGCACCAUCAAGAAGCCGAUCCUUAUUUUGGAUCAUGCCAAGCCAAAGAGCUUCUUGAUCACCUUGAGAAUGUGCUGGCCAAUGAGCCUGUAGUUGUUAAAAGGGGACAACACAUAGUUGAAGUGAAACCUCAGGGUGUGAGCAAGGGUAUAGUUGUGGAGAAUCUAAUCUCAAGCAUGAGGAGUGAGGGUAAAUCACCAGAUUUUCUGUUGUGCAUUGGGGAUGAUCGAUCAGAUGAAGACAUGUUCGAAAGCAUUGCACGUUCAGUUUCUAAUCCAGCACUUCCAACAAUAUCACAAGUGUUUGCAUGCACGGUUGGCCAGAAACCAAGCAUGGCAAAGUACUAUUUGGAGGAUACUAGUGAAGUUAUCAAAUUGCUACAAGGACUUGCUACUGCAUCAGCACCCUCAGCUUUUCAAGAAUCGCAACAAGGAUCACUAUAGGAACUGAAUGCACAAAGUAACAAAAGGAAAUGGAAAAAUCUUUUGUACAGAACCAUACUUACUUUUAUAGGUUGAUUCGGAAAAACAAAAAGGUUAAUACUUAGAAAUUUUUACAGAUUAGCUUCA